UGUGAGGCAGUCAAGCACAGAGAAGGGAAUGAAAGCAAGGUUGGCUCCUAUGAUGUUGCCUUACGUGCAUGGAAGGAGAAAUAACCAAGUUUACAACUGAAGCUUGUCUCAGAAAAUAGAGCCGCGUCGUCUUCCUUCAUCUCCAUGCUGGCAGAAUAAACCUUUUUUGUUUAGCAGCCGUGCUUUUCUUCGUUGUUGCUUAGUACCUUUCAGCGCUUUGUUUUUGUGUGCAUGCGGACCCAGCGAGGUUGACAAGGGGUGGCAAUCCUGCUCAGAGAGAGCUGGGAUAGCAGCCAGACAGGAAAAUUGUAAGACUUUGGUGGAGUGCAAUGGUGGACAGCAUGGUGGACACUGGUGUCAAGAUUGGUGGAUGCAUCAGAGGGAUUGAAGGUAGCCUGAGCGGCACUUUGCGUUGUGUGUUGUCUCGGUGCUGGAGCUGGGAGAGUCUCCACUCCACCACAGUGAUUCUUCCGGAUGGGCUCUCAAAGAAACUGGGCUCUGGACAAGAUCUGGGCAGUGAGGAUGAUUUGUUGUAUGAAGAAUUCUGCAGUUCUGUUCACUGUUUUGGACAUCCAGGAGGAGGUGGAGGAGAACAGCUGGCUAUCAAUGAGCUUAUCAGUGACGGAAAUGUUGUGUAUGCGGAGGCGCUCUGGGAUCACGUCACCAUGGACGACCAAGAGCUCGCUUUCAAGGCUGCUGACGUCAUCCAAGUGGUCGAUGCCACCAACAAGGAGUGGUGGUGGGGUCGCAACGUGGACAGAGAAGGAUGGUUUCCUUCCAGCUUUGUUCGGUUGCGUGUGAACCAAGAUGAACCCUCAGAGGACUUUCCAACCCACCUGGAAGGUGACCAGUCUGCAGGACAACAACAACAACCGGGUUUUGGAUUGAUUUUAGGACCUGGAUUACCCAGCAAGGAGCAGAUGAGGGCUAACGUCAUCAAUGAGAUUAUGUGCACGGAGAGGGACUACAUCAAGCACUUGGAAGACAUCUGUGAGGGUUACAUCAGACAAUGCCGCAAGAGGACCGACAUGUUCACAGAAGAGCAGCUUCAAACCAUCUUUGGGAAUGUUGAAGAGGUCUACAAGUUCCAGAAAACAUUUCUAACUCUCCUGGAGAAGAAGUUGAACAAGGAGCAGCCACAUUUGAGUGAACUUGGCUGCUGCUUCCUUGAACAUAAAACCCACUUCCAGAUUUACUCGGAGUACUGCAACAAUCAUCCCAACGCCUGCAUUCAGCUCUCUUUGCUCUUGAAGGCCAACAAGUAUGUGUUCUUCUUUGAGGCCUGUCGACUUCUCCAGAAGAUGAUUGACAUUUCUCUGGAUGGAUUUUUGCUGACACCUGUUCAGAAAAUCUGCAAGUAUCCUCUGCAGCUGGCUGAACUGCUGAAAUAUACCAACCCGCAGCACAGGGAGUAUAAAGACGUGGAGGCCGCCCUAAAUGCCAUGAAGAAUGUGGCCAGUCUCAUCAAUGAGAGGAAACGGCGCUUUGAGAACAUUGAGAAGAUUGCCCAAUGGCAGAGCUCCAUAGAGGGUUGGCGGGGUGCAGAUGUUCUAAGCAGGAGCUCUGAUCUCAUCUUCUCUGGAGAGUUGACUAAACUUUCUCAUCCUCAUGGCAGGAGCCAACAAAGGAUUUUUUUCCUCUUUGACCAUCAGAUGGUGUAUUGCAAAAAGGACCUCCUGCGCAGGGACAUGUUAUAUUACAAAGGUCGGAUGGACAUGGACCACAUGGAGGUCAUAGAUGUGGCGGAUGGAAAGGAGAAGAACUUCAGCAUCAACGUCAGGAACACCUUGAAGUUGCGCUCACUGGCCGGCGAUGAGGUUCAUCUCCUGACGGCCAAGAAAGCCGAACAGAAACAACGCUGGCUCCGAGCUUUUGCAGAUGAGAGGAGGCAGGUCCAGUCUGACCGAGAGACAGGUUUCUCCCUCACUGAGGUCCAAAAAAACCAGGCCAUUCUGAAAGCCUACCCAUCCGGGAAACCCAAAGUGGUGAGCAGACCUUGCUACGACUUCCUGCUGCGACAUAAACAUCCCGUGGCGACGUCUCUAGCUCCACAGCACGUGUUCAUGUUGGCUGAGCCCAAACGCAAAGCUUCAACCUUCUGGCACAACAUCGGCAGACUGACACCCUUCAAAAAGUAACACAAGCAAGCAAGCAAACUCCAAAUAUAUUUUUUGGCUGCGAUGAAGGACUUUGGUUUUGUGAAUAACCUUUUAGGUAAAGAACCUGACCUGUAAAAUCUAAUGGAGGACCUGUUUGACUUCAAGUGCAACUGUGCUAUUAGCUCAAAUAUUUUUUGACAAAUGUGCUAUUAUUUAUUCUCUGUCAAUUUACAGAAAAGAGGACUAUUGUGAGCAGGAAAAUCCUAAUAUAGUCUGGAAAAUGUUCUCUGCUCAAAAAAAAGCUACCAACCUCAAAAUGUUAUGUUUGUAUUAUAAAGUAUAUGCACACACAAAAAAAAUGUUGGGUUGAAAUUUUAACCCAACUGCUGAUUCAGAAAAGGACGAACGCCUUAUUUGAGUUAUUUUAACUCAACAUUUUGGGUAAAUUUUUUCAACCCAACUUUUGCGUUGAAUUAUUUAAACAAAACGUUUAGUUAUUAUAACUUAAUGUUUGGUUAUUCCCCAUCAAAUUAUUGGUUUGAAUUAUUUAUCCCAAAAGUUAAUUCAGUGUUGGGUGAUUGUAAAUAAUAUUAAUGUAAAUAACAAUCCAUAAUAAAAUUUGCUUCAAGAAAAAAGUUACUUUUUAAUUAAAAAAAGGUUCAUCAUUUUGAAAACCCAGAAAUUUAGUUAAAAUAAUACACUUGUAACCCGAAUAUUUGAUUGUUAUUCAUAAAAAUAACUCCAAAAUUAUAACCCAACACUAGCAACUCAUAAAUUGGGUUAUCAAAAUAACUCUGUAUUUUUUAGUGUGCAAGGACCUGGCUUAAAUUGGGCCCCUAAACAGAAUUUAAUUUGUUAUUACUUGUUUUAUUAUGUAAUAUUUAUAUCUAUAUGUAUAUCUAUAUAUAAAAACUAAAUAAUUGUAUUUAUGAUAAUAUAAAUAUAAUAAUGCUCACUUACUUGGCUGCUGACAUUUAUAUUAGUGCUGUCAAAUGACUUAUUUUUAACAGGUUAAUUACACUUUUGAAAUGAGAAUAAUAAUGAUUAUUCACAGUUCAAUCUUUUACUUAAAGAAUUCAGAUUAACAGUUGGAAGACCCCGCAUUUUGACAGAAAUUUAGUUGUAUUCUCAGAGUGUUGUAUUCAAACAUUUUCGAAAUGUUUUAAUUAACUGCGGGUGAUUGACUUGCUGAAAACUUGAUGAGAGUUUAGUAAGAAUUAAGUUAAAGUUAAAAGCUAAAGAACCACGGAUAGUCACACACACACCAGGUGUGGUGAAAUUACUCUCUACAUUUUACCCAUCCCCUUGUUUUACUCCCUGGGAGGUGAGGGGAGUAGUGAGCAGCAGCGGUGGUCGCGCUUGGGAAUCAAUAGUGGACAUUUUGAAAGUAUUUUCAAUAAAUGGUGUGCGUGUCGAUGGGGGCCUCCUAAGUCUUCACUUCAUGACAGUCAUGUGACUGUUUAGGGCGGCCUCUCGUAUUCCACAAUGGGUCGCAGCAUUAAGGGUGUUGUCACACAUUUUGGUAAGGUUUGUGAAAAGUUUGAUGGUUGAAUUUACUUCAUGUGAACUUUCCGGUGUGGUUUGCCUUUAUUGGAAGGCAGCUAGAUGCUGGCAUUUAAAGGCCUACUGAAAUGAGAUUUUCUUAUUCAAACGGGGAUAGCAGGUCCAUUCUAUGUGUCAUACUUGAUCAUUUCACGAUAUUGCCAUAUUUUUGCUGAAAGGAUUUAGUAGAGAACAUCCACGAUAAAGUUUGCAACUUUUGGUCGCUAAUAAAAAAGCCUUGCCUGUACCGAAAGUAGCAGACGAUGUGCGCGUGAUGUCACGGGUUGUGGAGAUCCUCACAUCCGCACAUUGUUUACAAUCAUAGCAACCAGCAGCGAGAGUGAUUCGGACCAAGAAAGCGACAAGCUCCCCAUUAAUUUGAGCGAGGAUGAAACAUUUGUGGAUGAGGAUAGUGAGAGUGAAGGACUAGAGAGAAAAAAAAUAAAGAGAGGGCACUGGGAGCAGUUCAGAUGUUAUUAGACACAUUUACCAAGAUAAUUCUGGAAAAUCCCUUAUCUGCUUAUUGUGUUACUAUUGUUUUAGUGAGAUUAUAUAGUCGUACCUGAAAGUUGGAGGGGUGUGGUGACCGCUAGUGUCUCUGAGGGAAGCCACGGAGGAAGCAAGAGAGUCGCAGCUGCCUCUUUGACAGCUGCAGGAGGAACGACACAAGCUCUGCUCAUGUCAACGGUAAGGGCCGACUUAUUACCACAAUUUUCUCACCGAAACCUGCCGGUUGACAUGUGCUAGAGAACCAUGUUGGCUUGACCGCUCUGUUCCAUAUUAAAGUUUCACCGUCAUCUUUAGGGUACGUAAACAAAGAAACACCGGCUGUGUUUGUGUUGCUACAGCCAGCUGCAAUACACCGCUUUCCACCAACAUCUUUCUUCUUUAUAGUCUCCAUUAUUAAUUGAACAAAUUGCAAAAGAUUCAGCAACAGAGAUGUCCAGAAUACUGUGUAAUUAUGCCAUUAAAGCAGACGACUUUUAGCCGUAAUCGGUGCUGGAAGAACAUGUCCGCUACAACCAGUGACGUCACGCGCACUCGUCAUCAUACGCCUCGUCAUUCCGCAACGUUUUCAACAGGAUACUUCGCGGGAAACUUAAAAAUGCAAUUUAGUAAACUAAAAAGGCCGUAUUGGCAUGUGUUGCAAUGUUAAUAUUUCAUCAUUGAUAUAUAAACUAUCAGACUGCGUGGUCGGUAGUAGUGGGUUUCAGUAGGCCUUUAAGACCCGACAUGCUCCGAGGAUUACUCUGCUCACUGCGGCAGCGAAUCCAGACAAUUUUGGGCUUGCCGGGAAAUCCGCAAUAUUGUGGGGUUUUAACCUUGCCAUACAGCUUGCACUUUUCUUUGUCGAGUUCCGAUCUGUGUUUGUUCCGGCCUGUGGCUGCAGUGCUGGUGCCUUUCAACACUAUGCUACAUUUAAAAAAACAGUGCCGUUCCAGGAAAUUAGCAUUAGUUUUUCAACGUGAUUAAUCACAACAAAAAGAUGGAAUGAAUCAUGUGUGUAAGCAGAUUAGUCACGCAGAGAAACUACCUUUAAAUUAAAUUAAUUUGAGCAAACAAGUAUUAACCUGUGGUUAGUCAUGAUUAAUCCAAACUCAAUAGUGUGAUUAAUCUGAUUUUUAAAAAACAUCAUUUGACAGCACUAAGAGAUACAUAAUAAUGAUUUGGUUUGGUCAAGUCAAAGCAUGUUAUUUUGAGUUAUGGUAAAGACUAUAUUUUUUGUCCUAUGUGACUAAACUAGAUUAAGAUUAGAGCAGGGGUGUCAAACUCAAAUACAGAGUGGGCCAAAAUUUAAAACUGAACAAAACCGCGGGCCAAAGUUGAACAAAUUAACCUUUAAUAGGGACCCAAACAAGUUUUGCAUUGAAUAUUAAACAAGCAAGGCUUAUAUAACUUUAUAGUCACAUGCAAAAUCGAGUUUCAAUUUAUAAUAAUUAUUAGAAAAAUAUCAAUGGGAUAUCAAAAAAAAUUGUAAUAAAAAUUGGGGGAGCGGGGUUUGGUGGUAGGGGGGGUGUAUAUUGUAGCGUCCCGGAAGAGUUAGUGCUGCAAAGGGUUCUGGGUAUAUCUUCUGUUGAGUUUAUGUUGUGCUACGGUGUGGAUGUUCUCCCAAAAUGUCUUUUUUCAUUCUUGUUUGGUGUGGGUUCACAGUUUGGCGCUUAUUUGUAAAAGUGUUAAAGUUGUUUAUAUGGCCACCCUCAGUGUGACCCUUAUGGCUGUUGAUCAAGUAUGCCUUGCAUUCACUUGUGUGUGUUAAAGCCGCAUGUAUUAUGUGACUGGGCCGGCACGUUGUUUGUAUGGCGGAAAAGCAGACGUGACGACAGGCUGUAGAGGACGCUAAAGGCAGUGCCUUUGAGGCACGCCCCCAAUAUUGUUGUCCGGGUGGAAAUCGGGAGAAAUUAGGAAGAAUGGUUGCCCCGGGAGAUUUUCGGGAGGGGCACUGAACUUUGGGAGUCUCCCGGGAAAAUCGUGGGAGUUGGCAAGUAUUAGUAUCAGCGGUGAAUGCAAUGUUACAGAGACAUCGCCUCUGUAUAAUACCGGCUGGCCAGCUCUAAUCUUAAUUUGAUAUUACCUCAAGGGCCAAAUGAAAUUACACGGCGGGCCACAUUUGGCCCGCGGGCCAGAGUUUGACACCCAUGGUUUAGAGGUUGGAAAUAGGAACAGAGUUUGGGUUAAGAGUUAGGAAACUUCCUGCCGGACGACAAGCUGGCAUCAUUUCCAUGCUGUGUCCGUUUUCUUUCUGCUCUUCUGCUCUUUGCUGUUCUACCUUCAAGUGAAGUUGCUGUGAAAACAAGUCCAUGAUGUCAUAUUGUUCGUGGUAUAUUGCUGCACGCUUCUGCCUUUCAUGGAAUCAUUUCAUGGAUUUGACGCACUGUGGCCACCCAUUACCCCCGACAGGGAAAAUAGGAAAGUGUAAGAAAUGAUAUGCUCAGCAUUGUUCUCAUGCACUACAACAAUGUUGAAAAAUCUCCACUCCAGUUUAUUAAUUUAUAUUUUGAAUAGUGACGUACAAUAGGCAGAAUGUGCAUCCUAAAAUAUGCUCCUGAUGUGUAAAAAAAUAGAUUAGAACACGGCCUAGUGGUUUAUAAAUGUAACAACUUCCCUGGGUGUUCUGCAAGACAAUAGAAUAUUGAUGUAACUGUUUGUAUUACGUCAUUAUUGCAGAUAAUGCUGUAAAUAUGUAUAGUUAAUGGCAACUAUACACAUUUUCAUACAUAUUUAUGUAAUUGUGUGUACGUGUACACAUUCUAUAUAUUUUCUGUACAGAAAACCCUCUUGAAUAAAUUGUACUACAAUAGAAGUAGCAGUGGUUCUCUGAGUUAAUGAAAUGUGGUAGCAUUUACACUGUACAAAAAAGGAGAUUUUGUGAUGAUCAGUUGCCCGGAUCAUGUUUUGUUUUAGUUUAAGACUCCCUUAGUUUUGUUUCAGCACCCCUGGGUUUGUGCUUCUUGGUUGUCAAGGGUGCUGAUUAUUUUCACCUGCCUCUGAUUAGUGUUCGGAACGCUCACCUGCUCCCGGGCAAUAAUCAGAGAGCUAUUUAUUCCUGCCUUUUGCCACACUUGGUCUGGCUGUCUUGUUUGCUCUAAGCAACAAGUUACAUUUCUGUAUAACUUGCUUCUGGUGUCUAUGCCUGUGUGUCCAACAUUUUGCUGCGCUGUUACUUCAUAGUGGUGUCACAUAUAAACAUUAUUUUACUGGAAGCAACGGUAUUGCAGUUGUUGACAGAGCUGCGAAAAAGGGACCGGGGAAAAAAACAUAGCAUUAUGCGCAUCAUACACUUUGUAAAGAAGAGCCUAUGUGUGUCAUGUAGGCCCAUGGGACUUUGAUAAACAUAUUAAUGGUGGAAACCAUUGCAGUGUCUACACCUUUAGACAUUUCAAAUGUUUACUUUUUUCGACAAAAACAAAAGUCCCAAAGUGAAAACAAUCUGAAGUGUUUAUUAAGUUAACGGCCUACUGAAAUGAGAUUUUCCUAUUUAAACGUGGAUACCCAGGUCCAUUCUAUGUGUCAUACUUGAUCAUUUCGCAUAUUUUUGCUGAAAGGAUUUAGUAGAGAACAUCGACGAUAAAGUUUGCAACUUUUGGUCUCUAAUAAAAACGCCUUGCCUGUACCGGAAGUAGCAGACGAUGUGCGUGUGACGUCACCAGUGUGAGGGCUCCUCACAUCCUCACAUUGUUUAUAAUGUGAUCCUCAAGCAGCAAGAGCUGUUCGGACAGAGAAAGUGACGAUUUCCCCAUUAAUUUGAGCGACGAUGAAAGAUUCGUGGAUGAGGAAAGUUAGAGUGAAGCACCAAAAAAAAGCAACGGCUCCAGGCGGCGGUAAUGGGACCGUUUCAGAUGUAAUUAGACACAUUUACUAGGAUAAUUCUGGAAGAUCCAUUAUCCGCUUAUUGUUUUAAUAGUGUUUUAGUGAGAUUGUAAAGUCAUUCCUGAAAGUCGGAUGGCUGCGGUGAACGCCAGUGUCUCUCAGAGAAGCCAUAGGAGGAGCCAAGAUCACAGCUGCCUUUUUGAGCUGCAGGAGGAAGUCGCGUAAUCCACUGAAGUCUCCGGUAAGAGCCGUCUUAAUAUCACAAUUUUCCCAUCCAAAAACUUGCUGGUUGACAUAAAGAAACAUGUUCGCUUGACCGCUCUGUGUUAAAGCUUUACAACAAACAAAGAAACACAGGCUGUGUUUCGGUGCUAAAGGCAGCUGCAAUCCAGCGCUUUCCACCAACAGCAUUAUUCUUUAUAGUCUCCAUUAUUAAUUGAACAAAUUGCAAAAGAUUCAGCAACACAGAUGUCCAAAUUACUGUGUAAUUAUGCGAUGAAAAGAGAUGACGUUUAGCCGUGUGUGGUGCUGGGCUAAUAUGUCCGCUACAACCCGAGACAUCACAAACACGUGUCAUCAUUCCGCGACGUUUUCAACAAGAAACUCUGCGGGAAAUUUAAAAUUGUAGUUUAGUAAACUAAACCGGACGUAUUGGUAUGUGUUGCAAUGUUAAUAUUUCAUCAUUGAUAUAUAAACUGACUGCGCGGUCGGUAGUAGUGGGUUUCAGUAGGCCUUUAAACUUUUAAGACAUCAAAGGGGCGUUAUGACCUCUGAACCCUUUCAACUGGCCCACUGAGUCAUGCUGUCUGUCUUGAUAUUGAGUGGAAAUUGGGUUUUUUCGACACUUAGAGGUCACAAUGUUUCAUCACAUAAAGAUCACGACACACUAAGUGAAUGAUGUGGACACGUUUGUUACUGGAUACUUUCCCAUAAGCUUCAGCUCGUUAAAUUGACUCGGUGAAAGAAACAAGGUGAGUAUGGCUUCCUGUUCUUCGUGCACCUUAUUCAUGGAGAGGUUGGUUCUACUAGAGGGCCGUGUCCGCCAGUUAGAGCAAAAUCAUUUAGUAACUUUAGACGUCGCGGACACGUUCGCUAAGGUUAGCUGUAGAAAGCUGACUAGCCCUGUUUGUAGCAGCCCUAAGCGGCCUACAAGCCACUGGGAACUGGUUGAGAUGCAUAAUAGAUUUAGCCCUUUAGCUAGUCCUACAUUCAAGUCUACCGGACAUCACACUUUAGUCAUAGGGAACUCCAUCACCUGGAACAUACAGCUUAAAGGCUUACUGAAAUGAGGGGAUAGCAGGUCCAUUCUGUGUCAUACUUGAUCAUUUCACAAUAUUGCCAUAUUUUUGCUGAAAGGAUUUAGUAGAGAACAUCGACGAUAAAGUUUGCAACUUUUGGUGCUGAUAAAAAAGCCUCGCCUUUACCGGAAAUCGCAGACGAUGACGUCACAAGGGUGAGGGCUCCUCACGUCCUCACAUUGUUUUUAAUGGGAGCCUCCAGUGCAAAAGCUAUUCGGACCGAGAAAACGACAAUUUCCCCAUUAAUUAGAGCGAGGAUGAAAGAUUAGUGGAUGAUGAUAUUGAUAGCGAAGGACUAGAAAAAAAAAUAAUUAAUAAAAUAAAAAGCGCCGGCUUCGGGCGGCGGAAGUGUGAGCGUUUCAGAUGUAAUUAGACACAAUUACUAGGAUAAUUCUGGAAGAUCCCUUAUCUGCUUAUUGUUUUAAUAGUGUUUUAGUGAGCUUGUAAAUGCAUACCUCGAGGUCGGAUGGCUGCGGUGAACACGCUGUGCCUCAGAGAGAAGCCGAGGAGCCAAGCUCACAGCUGCCUUUUAAACAGCUACUGCAGGAGGACAAAUAGUCCAAUGAUGUCUCCGGUAAGAUGUAUAUCACAAUUUUCCCAUCCAAAAACAUGCUGGAUGACGUAGAGAAACAUGUUCGCUUGACUGCUCUGUGUUAAAAACAAAGAAACACCGGCUGUGUCUCGGUGCUAAAGACAGCUGCAAUACAUCACUUUCGACCAACAGCAUUGUUCUUUAUAGUCUCCAUUACUAAUUGAACAAAUUGGAAAAGAUUCAGCAACACAGAUGUCAAAAUUACUGUGUAAUUAUGCGAUGAAAAGAGACGACGUUUAGCCGUAACUGUUGCUGAGCUAAUAUUUCCUGACAGUCCGUGACGUCACGCGCACGCUUCAUCAUUCCGCGACGUUUUCAACAAGAAACUCCGUGGGAAAUUUAAAAUUGCAAUUUAAUCAACUAAACCGGCCGUAUUGGCAUGUGUUGCAAUGUUAAUAUUUCAUCGUUGACAUAUAAACUAUCAGACUGCGUGGCCAGUAGUAGUGGGUUUCAGUAGGCCUUUAAUUCAUCAUUCACACCACAAGGUGUGAAUGAAUGAUGAGUUCCCACUUCUCUGUGAGCGCUUUGAGUAUCUAAUAAUAGAAAAGCGCGGUAUAAAAUUUAAUAAUAGAAAAGCGUGAUAUAAAAUCUAAUCCAUUGUUAUUAUCAUUAUUAUUAUUAAUAAACCAGCCAUAAUUAAGAGUAUUCCCGUGGCCCAAGCACCUGAUAUUGAAGCUAAUCUUAGGGAGCUGUCUUGCAAC
Nerophis ophidion (straightnose pipefish) is the source of this 10540-nucleotide messenger RNA. Its product is annotated as rho guanine nucleotide exchange factor 4-like. Bases 330 to 2138 code for a protein of 602 amino acids. Gene Ontology annotation, molecular function: guanyl-nucleotide exchange factor activity; protein binding. Lineage: Eukaryota; Metazoa; Chordata; Actinopteri; Syngnathiformes; Syngnathidae. The transcript is spliced from 11 exons. The record is from RefSeq and is a predicted model, not a curated record. Gene Ontology annotation, biological process: intracellular signal transduction.